Messenger RNA from Cercocebus atys (sooty mangabey), 2184 nucleotides. RefSeq names its product transmembrane protein 253 (gene TMEM253). The record is from RefSeq and is a predicted model, not a curated record. The transcript has 5 exons. The coding region runs from base 896 to 1729 and encodes 277 amino acids. Lineage: Eukaryota; Metazoa; Chordata; Mammalia; Primates; Cercopithecidae.
CAAGAUCACACAGAUGGAGAAGCAGCAGAGCUAAGAUUCCAGUCCAGGUCUGUCUGGCUAUGAGGCACCUUCUCUCUCAAAAAUAUUAAUUGUUGCAACAGCAUCCUUCCAAGACUCACUAUUUGAGGACCAUCUUAUGUAUACAUAUAUAUGUGUGUGUGUGUGUGUGUGUGUAUCCAGUUGCAGGUUAUCAUUGAAUCAAAAACAAUCCCCACUAUAAACAGAGUCCCCCCAUCCAUUUAGUCAGUGUUCAAUUCAGAGUAAAACCUUCAAGAAAGAAGGGAAGGGAGACUGUCCAGAAAGUGAGAGGCAAGAAAGCCACUGGAAUUUAACCUUACCUGGUCUGGGGGCAAAGCUUCAACUAGUAAUGACAGGGGACCAAUCCAGACAGAAAGUAGGAUCUCUAAGGAAGGACAAAUAAUUUGAGGAGGAAGCCAAAGCAAGAAGUAAGAUCAUGUGGAAAUGAGGGGGAUUGAGGUCCAGAGUGAUAGUGUCCAUGGGAAUGAGGUAAGUGAAACCAGAAAAGGAACCCAGGAUGGGCAGAAAUGCGGGUAAUGAGAAAUGGGAACAGAGUGAGGCCAGGCUAGACAUCUUGUGGAGUGAACUGAGGCCGGUAUCUACCCAGGGCCACUCCCUAGAUCCUUAGGCCUUCAUAGAAACCUUUGCCCCACCACACCCCAUCCCUGACAGCCUUUCUCUGCCAGGACAAGUUUGUCGUCUGCUCUGAGCUAUCAAGCCCCUUAGGAGACCUAAGACCCAGCUGGGUCCCAUCCCUUUGGAGUUAACUGCUUCAGACUAGGUAGGUGUGAGGACCUGGACCUCAAAUCCCUGGAUAUUGGGAGUGGGCAGAGGUAUAACUGAAAGAUAUGUUGUUGCAUGUCCUGUCUCCUAAUAGAUGGAACCUAUAAUGUAUUUUUCCCAGCCUAGGAAGCACCUAAUUCUUGUGGGCAAAGGAGCCAUGGAAGAUAGAGCUGGUCAGCAAGAGCAGGAGAGACACAGCCUCCGUCUGGAAAAGCUACAACAUUGGGCGAGGCACAGGCAGAGUGGGCACCUCUUGGUGCUGGCGGUGAGUCAGCUAUGGCUGGCAGUGGUUGUGGUGCCCCUUGCUGUCUCAGUCGCCUGCCUGAACUCUGAAUGUCACAUGGCCACAGCGCUGCCUCUUGGGCCUGGAGCCUCAGGUCUCCUCACUGGGACUGUUACCCUAGAGCUUCGCAGAGCACCCCGCCUCUGGAAGGUGCGGGCCAUGAUGAUAUUCAACACCUUCAACUUGAUCUUGGGUUUCAUCGUGGUGGUGGUCGAGGUGAUGAAGACAGCCUUGGGGCCUGCCCCAACUGCCUCCUCCCAGGUACUGGUGAAUGAAGGAGAAGGUGGGAGGAUGAGGAGGCAGGAGGAGGUGAAAAGGGAAAAGGGCAGGGGUGAACAGGUGCGGGGUCCCUGCAUUCUCAGCCUUGUCUACCUGCAGCAUGUUGGCUUGCUGGUGCUGGAGCUCAGUGCUGAGGCCUUCACCCUAGGGGGAGUGCUGGUCUCAGUGCACGCCCUAUUCUUGCUGAGCCAGAGGAAACCAGGAUGCUGCAGGAGCCAGAGUCUGCACUACCAGGAGCUGCAGGAGGGCUUCUCUGAGUUGGAAGAGGUUCCUGGUUUGGAGAAUGGUCCCACGGUGGCCAGCACAGGAGCAAAUGAGAGGGCGGGACAGCGGGAACAGACACGUGCUGCUCUCCUUCCACCCUGAGAGAAUGCUCUCCAGACAUUCCUGCCCCACCCCACCAAACUCAGAAGCUUGCUGGGAUGGUCCAACAGGAAGUCCGGGAAUGCCUUCAGUUUUCACUCAGAGCAGGCCCUUUUUGCGUUCCUUCCCUGUUAGGGGAAGAUAUACCUGGACGAGAAUAUAUCCUCACCUACCACCUUGAAAAGCUGCUUUCUCCCUUCCAUCCAUAUCCUCCCUCCCUGUCACCUCCCCAUACAGCUUCACAUCUGCCUCAUCUCACUCUUUUUUUCUGUCCACUUUUCAUAAUCCCAUCCACUCCAAAUCCUGGACCCUGCACACGCCAACUCCCUGAAUCCAAUUCAGGAGUGCCCCAGUUCCCCUUUCGAUCCGUCUCCUUUCUGCUGCAGCGGAGACUACAAGUCCCAGGAUGCCCCACUAGCCCGUGACCGGCUGGGAAAUAAAGAGCCUUCUCUCCGCGG